Bombus pyrosoma is the source of this 2333-nucleotide messenger RNA. RefSeq lists its product as uncharacterized. The record is from RefSeq and is a predicted model, not a curated record. NCBI's taxonomy places the organism in Eukaryota, Metazoa, Arthropoda, Insecta, Hymenoptera, Apidae. The coding region runs from base 266 to 1585 and encodes 439 amino acids. The transcript is spliced from 5 exons.
AUGCGCCAUCUUGAAAUUCAAAGAAAGGCAUGCAAUGUUGUAUGUCUUAUCCCCAAUAUAUCAAUGGUUUUAAUCUUCCUGUCAUUGGUCAGGGAACGAGAAAGUCUUCCCACUUCCCACUUUCUAGUAGGAUGUAGGAUUAGUUUCUUCAGUAUGCUACUGACUGCGGUGAGAGAUGGACGUGUUGUGUGGUGAUCGUAUGGUGUUUAAGUUUUCAUGAAGUUUUGUAACUUUUGCAUCGACAUAGAAAUUAUGUCGAUUCAAAAUGGGUAAUUUACCAACGCUAGUGAAGUUUAGUGCGGCACUUCUCUCCUGCAUUUUGGAUUAUACGCGGGCUGAUAACGAAUUACAAGAAUGUAUUGAAGGACACAGUGGCUGCAAGAGAUGUAGAGAUGGAACAUGUGCAAGAUGUGCAGUUCUUUUACAUCAAGGUACUUGUGUCGAUACUUGUCCACCAGGUCAUAUUGCAGAUUGGUCAACUAGAGAUGAAUACAUGGGCAGAAUUUGUAAAGAAACAGGAUAUAUGUUUGGAUUUACUGGUAGUCAAGUAGCCAUUUUGGUAGGAGUUGUUUCUGGCGCAACUAUAUGUAUUCUGAUAAUAUUAUGUGGGGCUAUAAUUGUACAUAGAAGAAAGAAAAAAGCUGCUAAACUAAUCCAACAGUUCGAAGACAGUGCAGAGAGAAGAGAAUUUUUAAAACAUCUUGCAAUGCUUAGAGGGGAAGGCAACACGUUUCUUUCUAUGCUCAAUGAUACAAGGAGACAAGUUAGGGAGUUAUACUAUUCAGGAAAUAAUGGAGAUGGUGCUGUUGGAAUACAAGCCUAUAGACCAGUUUUGCGGGAUUUGGCAAGGAUACUGGUUCUUAUUAAUAGGAGAGACGAUGAAAUACCAAUUCCUCCAGAUGAUUGGCAAAGACUUUUUUCAUGGGCUGAGAGAUUAUUAAGAAGAUACAAAAGGCACAGCUCACCUGAAGUGGCUCAACUUAUAACAUUCUUACAACAACCAACAGCAUCCGUCCAAAUAAAUUCAACACAGCAAGUAACAAUCACACAAUCACCUCAGCCUUAUGAAACAAGAACCACUCCAACUAAUCUAACUACAUUCCAACCAAAUGCACCACUUACAACAUUUCAAGCAAGCGACAAAUCAAGUAUCAGCCCUGCAAGUUCCAGUCUUGGGUAUAUAAAAGAUAGCCCUGUGAGCUCCAGUCUUGGGCAAAACAGCUCUGGAGCUUAUAACGAGAAACUUAGUCCAAAUGGAUCUAGCAUAGGACAAACAACUCCACUAGUAUAUGAUAACCAAAAACGACUGAAACCUUCGAAUACACAUUUCCAAGAACUUGCCAUUUCCACUUUUAAUCAUAAAUACAAUACUGGUGCAACAUUAACAGAAUCCACUUGUGCAAUAGAUGAAUGCGAGGCAAAUGGACUCGAUCGCGAAUUAAAUCCUCAGUGGGAAUUUCAAAGUAGUACAGAGGCUGCUAACUAUACUAUUUUAUCAGAUUGGUCACCUGCUCGUGAAUACCUCAUUGAUGACUUUACAAUUCUCGGUUUCCGACCACAAGAUGAAAUUACCACGGAAUUGUAAAUAAUAUAUUAUGAUAUACAUAAUUUAUAUAUUUCUUUAUAGUUUCUGCUCACAAAUAUAUAUUUUCUAUAAAUAAAAAAUUUUCUAUUUUAUAAAUAGGAAAUAUAUAUUUCAUUUAUUUCUAUUCUUUCAUUCAUUCUAAAACUGUAAUAUCUAAAGCCAUAAUCGAGAAAUAUUAUGCACUCUCAUAUUAUUGGGCUAAUUUAUUCAUAUAUAAUGCAUUUCCAGCCAUUCUUAUAAAUAAAAUUUUAAAUAAAUAUAUUAUUUCUAUAUCGUUCUUUAGACAUUCAAGUAUAUAUAAAAUAUUUCAUAAUUAUUAGGUUGAUUGGGAUAAGUAAAUUUUUCAUACAAAAACAAAUAGAAAAAUUGUACCUAAAGCUUGAUUUUCAAGAAUCAAAAGUAAAAAUUUCCACCCUAUAUUUCUAGCACAUGCUAUUUCAAGUAUUAGAUGGUAGAAUGCAUAACAUAUUGGCUUCUCAAUGUUUUUCGAGUAUUCAAGAGCUGUAAGAAAGAAAACAGAUAUUAUGUUCUUAAUUUAUUCGUAAUCUACUAUGUUAAUGUAAUAGAUGUAACACAUAUCUUUCAAAAUCAUUAUCCAGGUAUUUUUUGAUCUAAAUACAUAAUGCGCCAAUGCACAUUUGAUCCUAUACUUAAAGAGCAUGCGCCAGAAUUAAAACACUUAAAAUCUUCAAACCAAAUCUUCGUAUUGUACAACAUAAUAAAAUACUUCUUAAUUUCUUUCUGUUUA